Ornithodoros turicata is the source of this 2953-nucleotide messenger RNA. It is a transcript of the gene Brd7-9, whose product is annotated as bromodomain-containing protein 7-like. Gene Ontology annotation, cellular component: nucleus. NCBI's taxonomy places the organism in Eukaryota, Metazoa, Arthropoda, Arachnida, Ixodida, Argasidae. The transcript has 15 exons. Gene Ontology annotation, biological process: regulation of transcription by RNA polymerase II. The coding region runs from base 157 to 2670 and encodes 837 amino acids. The record is from RefSeq and is a predicted model, not a curated record.
CGUUUGCGUGUGGUGGCGCACUCAAAACAAGGAGAGAGAGAAUGAAAGAGAAGCGGGGGUAUGAGAAAGAGAAGUUGUUGGCUGUGCUUUUGCUAUAAUUUCCUCGCGACCAUUUCUGUAACAACAUAGGGUUCCGUCUAACCACUUACCGUAGUCAUGGGAAGUAAAAAGCACAAGAAGCACCACAAAUCGGAGAGGAAAGAACCGAAGGAAGAAGACCGACAGGAAAAAUCCUUGAAGCUUGUGCUGAAGGUUGCAGGAGGUCUUCAAACCCCAGUGCCGUCACCCGUGGUGGCGGCAUCGUCUCCCUCGUCUUCCGCUGUUGUAAUUGGACAGCAUAGUGCAAGUCAUGCCGCAGUGGACCCCGCAGUGGCCUCCUCGUUUCGUGUGGAGGGUGUCUGCCAUGCUCACGAGAGUGGCAAGCACAAAAAAUCAAAAAAGAAGAAGAAAAAGAAAUCGAGCAGCAAAGAGCAUAGAGAGAAACGUCAUCGCCACCAUCAUCACCACCACCAUCACCACCACCACCAUCACCACAAGGACUCUGAUAAAAAGAUGGAAAAACGCAAGUGCGAGCACGAUUGUUCCCUGGGUGAAGACCACGUCAUGCCGCCGAAUGCUUUACGAAUGACACCGCAACAAGCCUCAACGGAUGUGGUAGAGCUUCCACCCGUUAAACGUGCUCGGCAUGAGGCACUGAGCCCAGCUCCUGUAGUUGCUCACAGCCCAGUGAUGGCCCAAACCUACACUCCCAUUCAGAGCCCCAGUGACCGCCCAUUGCGUGAUCCUCGUAGCUGUACGCUUCGUAAGAAGACAGAGAAGACUCCUUUGCAACUGCUGCUGUGCUAUUUGUUGAAGAGCCUACAGAAGCGUGACCCACAAGAAUUUUUUGCAUGGCCCGUGAACGAUGUUAUUGCACCUGGUUACUCUACUAUCAUUCGUAAUCCAAUGGACUUCAGCACAAUCCAGAAAAAGAUAGAUGAUGGCGAAUAUACAUGCGUCGGUGAAUUUAGGGAUGACUUGAAACUGAUGUGCGAUAAUGCCAUGACUUACAACAGGCCAGAUACUGUGUAUUAUAAAUCAGCGAAGAGAAUGUGGCAUUCUGGAAACAAGCUCCUUUCAAAGGAUCAGUUGCUAUUGCUAGAAGGAACAUUGCCAUUUUUUCAUGAGCUAACAUCAGAAGAACUUGGCUUUGAGGUCGGGAACCCAUUAUGUACAGCUGGAGAGCUCAAGUCUUUAAAUGCCACACCAGAACCCAAUGAUCCUGUGCCUACAGCAAGUCCGGAAUUUGCAAGGAAAUCCAGAGCUGGCCUUUAUGAAGACGAGCUACCAGAAAAUCCUACACCCAAUGAAAUCUUGAUGCAGGCUCAAAAGGCAGCUCAGGCAGCAGCUGACCGACUUACACUAAGGAAACCCAAUAGCAAGUUCAGCUUCUUGAGACAGAUGUCAGAUGGAAGCACAACGCUGUCCAUUUUAAAUCCAGAUUGUGGUACUAAAGGGCCAAAGGAAAUGAAGGUCAACUUAGAAAUGCUUGUUGGAAAACUUGCUCAUGGCACCGGUUCCCUGAUCGACUUCAAAAAUGACAUUAAAAAUAUAGCAAGGCCAAUCAACUAUUUAAAUUAUGGUACGUACAGUACAUAUGCACCACACUAUGACUCCACAUUUGCUAACUUGUCAAAAGAAGAAUCCGAUAUGGUGUAUUCCACAUAUGGUGAUGAGCUGGGAGUUCAGUAUGCUGAAAGUCUGCUGAGUUUUGCUAAGGAUUGUGACUACGUAAUGGACAUGGUUGACAACCUGCUUGACAUCCUUACAUGUGGAGAGCACUCUAAAACUGUAAAGGUUCUUGAAGCACACCGCACUGGAAUUCCAAUAGAAGAAAAGGAAUUAGUUCCUGCUCCAAAUAGUGAGCCUGCAGAGGAAACAGAAGCAGCAGUGUCAGAAACUGGCAGGACUGAUGAGCACUCCUCCGAUUCUCUCUAUGCAAUGAACGACAUUACUGCAGACUCAACAGUGGACGACAGCAACCAUGCAAUUCAUCAAGUUGUGCAGAAUUUUACGGACCAACAAGACCAACAACAAGAUCAGCUUGAACAUCAUGAUCAUCUGGAUUCACAUGACCACCACGAGCUGCAAGAGCAUCAUGAACCACAAGACCAACAUGAUUCACGAGAUCAUUAUGAGCGUCAUGAACACCAUGAACACCAUGAUCAUAUCCAUCAGGCAGUUAUUCAUUUUGCAGUCUCGGAGCCGUCAUCACUGGACAGUGCUGACAGUGACAUCAAUGCAGUGCUACAGCAGAAACUUCAGGAGUCAACAGAAAUGAUCCAAACCCUAGCUAGACUGCAGCGAGAAAGGCUUAGCGCUACGCCACCUGCUCAUUUAAGUCACAUACAAGGUGCAAGUGAACUGGAAUUAGAGCUUGCGGAGAAGAUCGCAAAAACUCUUUCUGAACUGGCAUCUCAUGCAAAGCCGGGAAGCAUAGUCAGCGUGGAAGCCAUCCGAAAAGCGAUGGGUAUCAAUUACCCCCCUGGGGGACCUUCAUCGUGCCACUAUCACCACUCUUGCCCACAUAUGGCUUCUCCGUCCCCUUAUGGUAUGACAAGUCAUGAGCUUCCAGACAGCAGCAAUGAUGUCUCGUUACGUGCAAGUGAUUCUCCAUCCUCCAACACUUGAUGCCACUCCAAAGUGUGUUUGCGCCCCAUAACUGUGUUUUAAGCUGCGGACCACGUCAAGACGGGAGGCAAAAGCUACGUUUCUGCCAACAUUCCAACCUCAUCAGCAGUGCUGUGUGCUGGAAUCCCUAGAGGCUUUAGCAGAAGCAUUGUGUGGUACUGUCACCUGUUGACGUUGUAUCGGUGACGGUUUUGGCAUCUGUUGGUUGGCUGCAAUUGACUCCUUUCCAUUGUAACGUCGCUGUAGUAGAAAUACGAGCAUAAAAAAAGAGUUCUGCAGUGUG